GCUGUCGGCACAUUUUGUUAAUCAAAUGGACGAAUAAUCAAUCCCAAAAAUUUUUGCAAAUGGCCUCCCUGUAGUCUCUGUUUUGACACUUAUAAGUAGCAAAGAUCUUCCGUAUAGAAAGAACAUUGAGCUCAAUAAUCUGCAUUCAAACUUGAGCAACUUGUGAGAGACACAGAAAAAAAAAAAAAAAAAAUCAACAAGCUUACAUUUCUGGGCUUGCAUCAAAAUGGCAAUGCUGAUGAGAAUACUUGUGAUUGCAACAGCAGCAGCAGCAGCUAUGUUUUCCAACGUCGCCGUGGCGGCGAACUACAAAGUCGGAUCACCGGGCGGUGGAUGGGAUCUAACAACCUCUUUACAGGCAUGGGCUAAUGGCAUUACAUUUGUGCAAGGAGAUUCUAUAAAUUUUGUGUAUACACAAAGCCAUAGUGUUCUUGAAGUUACAAAGCCGGAUUAUGAUGCUUGCCGGACUAAUGAAUCAAUCUCGUCGGAUAAUAGUGGGGACACUACUCUUCCCCUGAAUUCAGUUGGGGACAGAUACUUCAUCUGUGGAACACCAACUCACUGUGACAGAGGAAUGAAAGUUGUCAUCACCACCACCGCCGCCCCGCCACCGCCGCCAGGUGCUGCUACUGCUCCAUCUACAACUCCUCCGGCAGUCACCACUCCUCCGUCAACAACUCCCACAGGUUCUCCCACGGUAUCUCCUCCGGUCGUCGCCCCUGUUGAAUCUCCCAAAAAUUCUCCUAAGAUAUCACCCUCCAAGGCCCCUGUUAGGAGCCCGGCGAAAAGCCCGGCAUCAUCGCCUCCGGCUCGGGCUCAGGGGCCGGCGUCGGAGUCACCUGAAACUCCUCCUUCAGGUUCUGCCACGCCACCCUCAUCAGCAAACAAAAUCAAUAUGGUCAAUGGGAUCACAACUGGAGUUGCUUUUAUCCUUCUCAUGCUAUUCACACACUAAAAAUUGUUAAAAGAUUUAUCUGCAGAAAGAACAUUGAUUUGUUGUGACAGCUGAUUUUUUUUUUUGCUCUCAUCUCCAUUUUUUGUAUGAAUACAUUCUUUUUUCCAUUGGUUGGGUUUGUGUUAUUAGAAAAAAUGUUUUACUCUGCUUCAAACUUUUCUAAUUACAUUUUACAGCCAAUAAUUCAGUUUAUAGUUUACCGGGUGCAUAUAAUGUACUCCCCGUCCCCGAAAUUAUGAUUUGCC
Messenger RNA from Oldenlandia corymbosa var. corymbosa, 1200 nucleotides. The record is from the annotation of a GenBank genome assembly. NCBI's taxonomy places the organism in Eukaryota, Viridiplantae, Streptophyta, Magnoliopsida, Gentianales, Rubiaceae.